This is a messenger RNA of Hydra vulgaris (swiftwater hydra), 1667 nucleotides long. Its product is annotated as coiled-coil domain-containing protein 34. Lineage: Eukaryota; Metazoa; Cnidaria; Hydrozoa; Anthoathecata; Hydridae. The record is from RefSeq and is a predicted model, not a curated record.
CAUAAGUGUCACUUAGGCAACUGCAUUAUUACCACGUAACUUGUCUAAAUAACUAAUUUUUUAGUUGCUGAGUCUGAGAUAUAUUUUGGGCUAAAUGAUUAAAAUCAUUUUUUUCUUAUAUUAUAAAGUAAAAAUAAAAAGUUUAGCAUUUAAAACAACUUAGGCUCCAUAUACAUAUAUGAAAAUUUGUAUGUAUGCGCCACUUUCAGUUUUUCUGUCAUCUAUCCUAAACUUUUAAACUAGAAGAUCAUCUAUCUUAAACGUUUAAACUAGAAAAUGUAUUGGCAUAAAGGAUUCAAAUGCUCUUCCCCAAAUCUAACCGAAAAAAAAAGUUAUAUAUUUAAAGAUUUUCCAGUCAAUAUAACAUUUGAAGCAGAUACCAUUUUGUCUGAAUCAGUUGAUUGUUCGAACAAAUCGUUAUCAGUACCUAAUAAAGCAAAUAAUAAUCAAAGCUCAAACAUGCAUGAUACUUCACAAAAAAAGUCAUGGGAUGACUGGGUUCUCAAUAAAGCUCUUUUGGAUCUCAAAAAGAAAGAUUUAAAGAAAAAGAAAAAAAAUGACGAGUUAAUUGAAAAAAAGAAGUUAUUAGAUGAAAAAGCAAAAAAAGAACAAUUAGCUAAAGAAGUCAGGGAAGAAUGGUUGAAGAAAAAAAUAUACCUGGCUGCUAAAAUGAAAAAAGAAGCAGCUGCCCAAGAUGAAUUUGAAAGAUUAAAGAGCGCUCAAAAGAAAGAAGUUGUCUAUCAGAGGUCGAAGGAAAGCUUAUCUAAGUGGUUGGAAGAAAAAAAAAAUCGUGAUCAUCAAAUGAAAUUAACAAAAAAUGAAGCUCGUCGUCAGACAGAAAUCGAAAAAAUCAAUAAAUGCAUUCAAUCUGACAUAAUUUACAAAAAUUGGUUAAACGAAGCUAAAAAGAAAAAAUUACCCGGCCGUUAUUCAUACGGUUACGCAAAUGGAUCUUUGUUUACUUACUAUGACAUGACAGCUACUCCAAAUCCAUCCUUUACUAACUCAGAGCCUUGGCUAGACCAGUCUGGCUCAGAUAGUGUAAACGAGAAGAUUGAACUUUUUUGUUCUCCCCCUAUGCUUUGGAAAGAUGUUAAUACUAGGCAACAAGCAAAAGAUAGAACUACGAAUAAAACAACAAAAAACUUAAAAAAACAUUCAUGCUCAAAACUAUCCUAAAGAAAUUAAGUUUUUAUUAUUUUAUUUGUGAAUUUUUUAUUUGUAAAAUAUUUUUGUGUGUGUUUAUUUCCAAUCUACGAUUUUUUAUGCUUUGAAAUAGGGUCUGGGGACCAUUCUCCGGUGUUAGUUUUUCCAUAAAUAGUAAAAGUUUUUUUCCAAAAUGGUUUUUAUUUGGUUUUUGUUAUGUUUAUAUAUAUUAUAUUUUCUAUCGCUAUCAAAUAAAAUCUCUGACUUUUUAGUUUAUUUUGACUCAAUUUUGAAUUUAAUAAUUUUUUUUUUUUAUAUAAAGUUUAAAUUUUUUAUAAAUAAUUGUUAACUUAUUAUUUACUCAAUCAUUUAAAAACAACGAGAUUAUAGAUAUCUUUUUGUAAAUAUUAGCCCACGUUGGGUACAAAUGCAUAAGGUCAACAUGUUAAUUCAUUUUUUUUUUUUUUUAAUUGAAUGAUAGAAUAUAUUAAAGCGACACAAAUUUAAUAAAUAUUAAACCA